GUGUCCUUGAAUGGCCAUUUUGGACAAAACUCGUUGUGGUGGCCAUUGGAUUCACGGGGGGCCUGGUCUUCAUGUACGUGCAGUGUAAGGUUUAUGUUCAGCUGUGGCGCAGGUUGAAAGCCUACAACAGAGUGAUCUUUGUUCAGAACUGCCCAGACACCGCCAAAAAAAUGGAGGAGAAGAACUCUUCGUGCACUCAGACCUCGGACGUCAAAGACGCAGUGGUCGUGCCAAUAGCACAGACAGGUACAAACUCUCAUCCGGCAGCUGAAGAAACGACAUCUGAGGUCAUGCCAGUUUGA
This is a messenger RNA of Pelecanus crispus (Dalmatian pelican), 302 nucleotides long. The record is from RefSeq and is a predicted model, not a curated record. NCBI's taxonomy places the organism in Eukaryota, Metazoa, Chordata, Aves, Pelecaniformes, Pelecanidae.